AUGGCAAAUGAAGUGCAAGUCCUGCUCUCCCCGCUGAAAGGGGGGCAUCCUCCUGCAGUAAAAGCUGGAGGAAUGCGAAUUUCCAAAAAACAAGAAAUUGGCGUCUUUGAGAGACAUACCAAAAAGACGGGAUUAGAGAAAACAAGUGCCAUUGCAAAUAUUGCCAAACUGCAGGCGAUGGAUACCCUGAACGACACACUGGAGAAGCUCAGCCAUAAAUUUCCAACAGCAGUGCAUAUGGCACAUCAGAAACCCAGACCUGCUCUGGAGAAGGUCACUCCACUGAAAAGGAUCCACAUUAUUCAGCAGCCUCGAAAAUGUUAAGCUGGGACAUAAAACACAGCCAUCUGGCCAACUGCCUCGAACAUCUGACAGCUUAGCAAAAGGCCCAGAACUCUCCAUAGGUCUAGUGCACUUGCUUGGUAAA
Hyaena hyaena (striped hyena) is the source of this 427-nucleotide messenger RNA. RefSeq names its product death associated protein like 1 (gene DAPL1). Gene Ontology annotation, molecular function: death domain binding. Gene Ontology annotation, biological process: negative regulation of autophagy; apoptotic signaling pathway; cellular response to amino acid starvation. The transcript is spliced from 4 exons. The coding region runs from base 1 to 324 and encodes 107 amino acids. The record is from RefSeq and is a predicted model, not a curated record. Lineage: Eukaryota; Metazoa; Chordata; Mammalia; Carnivora; Hyaenidae.